This is a messenger RNA of Platichthys flesus (European flounder), 913 nucleotides long. RefSeq names its product neuronal PAS domain protein 1 (gene npas1). Gene Ontology annotation, molecular function: protein dimerization activity; DNA-binding transcription factor activity, RNA polymerase II-specific; RNA polymerase II transcription regulatory region sequence-specific DNA binding. The record is from RefSeq and is a predicted model, not a curated record. Gene Ontology annotation, biological process: regulation of transcription by RNA polymerase II. NCBI's taxonomy places the organism in Eukaryota, Metazoa, Chordata, Actinopteri, Pleuronectiformes, Pleuronectidae.
UGGAGUGAGAGAGGGAGAGGGAGAGAGCGAGAAAGAGAUUCUCACACUGGCUGUGUCCUAAUCCGAGUCCAUCUCCAAGAGGCAGCGGAGCAGAGUGUUAGUGAAGUGAGUCUGAGAGCCAAGGAGAGCUACAUCAUCUAGCCCCACACACACACACACACACACACACACACACACGGACACUCACUGUCUCUCUCUCUCCUUCACACACACACUCUUGCUACGGGAGUCCAUGAUGUGUCCGGCAGCGCGGCCACGGCUUUUGUGAAAGUGAGGGGAUUGACGCUGCCCCUGUCCCAGCCCCCUUGGCUCACACACACCGUGUCUGUUUGCUGUGUUUAAGCCUGAGGUGCUGGUGGAGUAGGAGGAGGUGGUGGAGGGGGGGACACUGCCAGGGCAGAGACGGGGCACCGGAGAGGAGGAGGAGAAGAAGAGAGGAAGAAGAGGAGAGAGACAAAGUGGAUCAGAUCAACAGCAGCAGACUGAAAGCUGGAAAUGUCCGUCAGGUCUGAGUCUGUCACAUCCUCGGCCAAUCAGAGCCUUCGUUAACGGCAGCGGCGGCACGUGAUUGGGAGAAGGAUGGCGACCAUGCCGUUCGUCAGCGAAGGGAAGUGUGUGAGCGUGGAGUGGGAUUUUCUACAAGGACUGUUGGCCAAGCCGCCCACCCUGCCCUGCCUGCAGAACCUGCGCAAGGAGAAGUCUCGCAAUGCGGCACGGUCACGGCGGGGGAAGGAGAAUUUCGAGUUCUUUGAGCUGGCCAAGAUGUUACCCCUGCCCGGCGCCAUCACCAGCCAGCUGGACAAAGCCUCGGUCAUCCGGCUGACCAUCAGCUACCUGCACAUGCGCACCUUCGCCAGCCAGGGGGACCCACCCUGGAGUCCUUUAAUGGAGGGUGGCGGCAACUGCAGCAAAG